Molecule: messenger RNA, 408 nt
Organism: Striga asiatica
Lineage: Eukaryota; Viridiplantae; Streptophyta; Magnoliopsida; Lamiales; Orobanchaceae
Source: the annotation of a GenBank genome assembly
AUGGAGCCGAGAGCCCACAUCAGCACCCAGCGAUUUCGCCGCGCCGGCGACUCUCUCCAACGAGCCCCCGCCCAACGGGAAGAAGCACACAUGGUCGACCACGCCGAGCCGCGGGUGGGACCCGCAGUGCCUCUCGAGGUCGAUGGCCUCCAAAGCGGCUCGCACCAUCUCGAAAGCCGCGCCCUUCAGCGGAGCUGGAUCCGAGACCAGCGUGUACCCGACCCGGUUGUAGAUGGCGUCCUCGAACUUGUUGACGAUUGGGGCGUCGGAGAAAAGCUUGGCGGCUCGCUCGAUGGAGUCCAGCGCGGCUUUGUUCCGGCUUUCGGAGAUAAAAAAUGUGAAAUGCAAACUAGUGACUGCAUUAAAUCAAACAAGAGAACAUCCAAGAACGAGAAGAAGAUUAUGUAG